UCUCUCUCUCCCCCUUUCCCUCUCUCUCUCUCUUCCAAGUUCCACCUCUCUGAGUACACGCUGCGCAGACCAUGGCCAAACCUUUCCUCAUCCUUUCUCUCUCUCUCCUCUUCAUCUUCCCUCUCUCCUCUUCAAACCCUAACUCUAACUCUAACUCAUCGUCAAAGUCGCCACCGCUAACCGCCCACGCGGAGCUCACCAACUACGGCUUCCCCGUCGGCCUCCUCCCCACCAACGUCGUCGGCUACACCAUCAACACCACCUCCGGCGACUUCGCCGUCCACCUCGGCGACAACUGCAAGAUCACCCUCCCUCCUGACAACUACCUCGCCGCCUACUCCAAGCACAUCACCGGCAAGAUCGUCGCCGGCCGCAUCGCCGACAUAAACGGUAUUAGGGUUAGGGCUUUCUUCCAGUGGUGGUCCAUCACCGGAAUCAAAUCCAGCGGCGAUGAUUUGGUCUUCGAGGUCGGUAUGGUCUCCGCUAAGUACCCCUCCAACAACUUCGGCGAGAGUCCGGACUGCGAGGGCAAGCGUGCUUCUUCUUGACCUCUCCACAUGUUUUUCAG
Camellia sinensis is the source of this 568-nucleotide messenger RNA. The record is from RefSeq and is a predicted model, not a curated record. NCBI's taxonomy places the organism in Eukaryota, Viridiplantae, Streptophyta, Magnoliopsida, Ericales, Theaceae.